AUGUAUGCACCGGAAGUAACCACAACACUGGAGAGGAACUUCUAUGUUGAUGAUCUAUUAAAGUCAACAAACAACAAGGAAAAUGCAGUUUUGCUUUGUAAGGAUCUCCGAGAAAUGCUCGGUCGAGGUGGAUUAAGACUUACAAAGUGGAUGUCGAACUGCCCAGAAGUUGUUGAUUCAAUCCCACCGGAAGAGCGAGCAAAACCGUCCCUAACUGUCAAUCUAGAAGAUGACAACGAGUUCGAAAGAACACUCGGUCUUCAGUGGAACAUCCGAGAUGAUGCUUUCUUUUUUGACGUACAUCUGAAAGAAAAGGCGCCUACACGAAGAGGAGUUUUAUCUGUAGCGAGCUCCUUAUACGAUCCGUUAGGAUUUGUAGCUCCAGUGACAUUGAUUCCAAAGUUGAUACUACAAAACGCAUGUCGUCAAGGCUUAACGUGGGAUCAAAAACUUAAUGAAUCCGACAUAGAAAAGUGGUGUGAUUGGCUUACAAAUUUGCCAAAGUUGUCAUCUGUCAUAAUUGAAAGGUGUCUAAAGGCGAGUGACCUUGAUAUCUCGUCAUGCAAUGUAGAGCUGCAUAUGUUCAGUGAUGCUUCACAAUACGCCUACGGAGCAGCAGCAUACAUUAAGAUAUAUGACAGACAAGGAAACGGCAAAUGUUCAUUUGUGAUGGGAAAAUCUAGGUUAGCGCCCAUCAAGACCGUAACCAUACCGAGACUUGAAUUAGCAGCUGCAGUAGUAUCGGUAAAAUUGUUUCAGAUGCUGAUUAAAGAACUGGACACAAAGGGCGACAACUGCUAUUUUUGGACCGACUCAAUGAUUGUUUUAGGGUAUGUUCGAAAUACUUCACGGCGUUUUAAGACGUAUGUAGCUAACAGGUUAGCUCUUAUUCAUGAACUGACUUCCCCAAAUGAUUGGAGGUACGUGCCCACAAACAUGAAUCCAGCUGACUUAGCUUCCAGGGGUGUACACCCGGAGGAAGGAGGGAAACUUUUUAUAUGGUUGAACGGACCAAAAUUUCUGAACAUGGAGAAAGAUGAUUGGCCACAUGAACCUGAUGGAAUCACGACGGAGUACGAAGAUGUUGAAAUGAAACCAGCUGUAGUGACUAGUAUGGUCCAGUCUCAAUGCCAGGACGUGGUAUCUGAUAUCCUAAACAGAUAUUCAGAUUGGUAUAAACUGCAACGAGCUGUUGCUUGGCUGCUUAGGUUGAAGAUAUUUAUGAUACACAGAUACUUGAAACAUGAAACAAAGGAGAUAUUUACAGGUGGUUGUUUGUCACUGAAAGAAAUUAAAACUGCUAGGAAGUUGAUACUAAUGAAGGUGCAGGAAAGUGCCUAUGGUGACGAAUUUAGUAAACUGACUUCAAAUAAGAAGAUAGCAACAUCAAGCUCGCUAGUAAAACUGUGUCCAGUGCUUAAUGAGGGUCUGUUACGAGUUGGCGGGCGAUUUCAGUAA
Molecule: messenger RNA, 1458 nt
Organism: Mya arenaria
Lineage: Eukaryota; Metazoa; Mollusca; Bivalvia; Myida; Myidae
Exons: 1
Coding region: 1-1458 (485 amino acids)
Source: RefSeq, a predicted model, not a curated record